UCCUGGGGCUGAGAAGACCUAACUGAGGGGCCAGAUGGCUUCGACCGGCUUAGAACUGCUGGGCAUGACCCUGGCUGUGCUGGGCUGGCUGGGGACCCUGGUGUCCUGCGCCCUGCCCCUGUGGAAGGUGACCGCCUUCAUCGGCAACAGCAUCGUGGUGGCCCAGGUGGUGUGGGAGGGCCUGUGGAUGUCCUGCGUGGUGCAGAGCACGGGCCAGAUGCAGUGCAAGGUGUACGACUCACUGCUGGCGCUGCCGCAGGACCUGCAGGCCGCACGUGCCCUCUGUGUCAUCGCCCUCCUGCUGGCCCUGCUUGGCCUCCUGGUGGCCAUCACAGGUGCCCAGUGUACCACGUGUGUGGAGGACGAAGGUGCCAAGGCCCGUAUCAUGCUCACCGGGGGGGUCAUCCUCCUCCUCGCCGGCAUCCUGGUGCUCAUCCCUGUGUGCUGGACGGCGCACGCCAUCAUCCAGGACUUCUACAACCCCCUGGUGGCUGAGGCCCUCAAGCGGGAGCUGGGGGCGUCCCUCUACCUGGGCUGGGCAGCAGCCGCACUGCUUAUGCUGGGCGGGGGGCUCCUCUGCUGCACGUGCCCCCCGCCCCAGGUCGAGCGGCCCCUCGGACCUAGGCUGGGCUACUCCAUCCCCUCCCGCUCGGGCGCAUCUGGACUGGACAAGAGGGACUACGUGUGAGGGGGAGGUUUCCCCUGGGAGCCCGCUGCUCCCCACUGCUCCGCCCCUUCAACCUUGGCCUGGUGACCAGAUGCCCUGCUCCAUCACAACCUCCUUCUCCACUUUCCAAAAGCCCAAGCUACACCUGGCUGCAGGGCUGGGUCAGCUGGCCUGGCUGAGCUCUUCUCAGUGGGGUCCCCUUUGAUGUUCUCCCCCAAGCUGGGCAGCCCACAGGUGUUGGGAACCCUGGCCUGCCCCUGCUUCCCCAGUAAUUGUUUCCUUCCGUUGCCCAGGACACUGGCUGGCCUGCCUUCUCUUCUGAGCCCUCCCCUGCCCCAGGAACCCUGGCCUCACCAAAACAGCAGCAGCUCAUUGGCUCCAAAACCAAAGAGCAGACCAUGCCCUCCCAACCCUGGAGUUGUCAGGGAGGGCCUGCCCAUCACCUCCCUCUCCCCAACAUCCCCACCCUCGAGUCGGAAAUAAAGAACAUUUGUAACUGG
Messenger RNA from Symphalangus syndactylus (siamang), 1167 nucleotides. RefSeq names its product claudin 9 (gene CLDN9). Lineage: Eukaryota; Metazoa; Chordata; Mammalia; Primates; Hylobatidae. Gene Ontology annotation, molecular function: structural molecule activity. Gene Ontology annotation, cellular component: bicellular tight junction; membrane. The record is from RefSeq and is a predicted model, not a curated record.